GUACCAUGCGAUCCUCGGCAUCCGCAUUACAACUGCCGUUUGUCUGCCGAUGUGCCACUAUCGGGCUUUCGACUUCUGUUUCACCAACACUCGCUUCGCAUCGGAGUUCCAGCUUUCGCGCGCGGAUCACGCGUUUGUUUUUCGAAAGUUUCGGAAGCGCGUUCCGGUAUUUUCGGACUUGAAGUGUGUGUAAACUCGAUUUUUUUGCCAACAAACUUCGAGUGCAAAUCCAUCGUGGGUGACUGUGACUCAAUUUAAUGUUUUUGGAGGUUGGAAAGUUUGGUAGCCAGAUGUGUGGAGCUGGUGCUUCGAGUUGGCGUUCGUAUAUCUUCUGGUUCUUUCUCUUAGUUGGGCCUAAUACAAAAACUACAGUAGCCAUAUUGAAUUGUCUUCUAGCUAGACAAUUCUGCUUCGAAGAUGCUUCUUGUUCCGCCAUCUUAGAAAUUAUACCAAGAGUUUGCGGUCCGGAAGUUGUUGCAUGUUCGACCGUAACCGUAACGAAAUGCCAAGCAGCCCUUCGCACUCUUCAGGCAUUUCCGUUCUUCAAGCCCACGUGUCUUUGUCGAGAGCCUCACGUGGACCCGGAGUGCAACUCCUUUAGAGAUUUUCUUUUCGAUCACCCUUGCGUGUUCGUCAUGAAAAAAGCUGAGAAAGAUCCGUAUCCAGUUGAUGCCCUGCCAACAUGUAAUCACGCUUUAUCAGUUUGCCAACAAGAACAUAAAUGUAUUAAAUUGUACGAGGACUUCAAAGCCAACUGCAAAGUGCGAGAUAAUAGAUGCCGGAUGGAUGACAGAGAUUCAUGCUACCAAGCUUGGACCAACCUCCGAAAAUCUCCAAUGUUCGGUUGUAUAUGUCCCAAUAAUCAAAUGAAGAAGAGAUGCGACAGGAUUUUUAGUAUGGUUAAUCACAAUCCUUGCGUAGGUGAGUUCAAAGUUUCACUGACUGUGUUCCUAGAAAAAAUAGUAUUCCAAAGUACAUGUCAUACGGCCUUAACAAGUUGUAAUAAUUAUUACCAUUGCCGAAUGCUUCUCAAUCCAAUUUUACACCAUUGCGACAUCUCACGCUGCAACAGAAAUUCAUGCAUGGAAGCUCUGCAGAAGUUCUAUAGCAAACCAGAUUUUCAUUGGAAUGUUGAAAUAGCAUUCUGUCUUUGCAAGAAAACUGACAACAAACAAGAUGCUUGUUUGAUUGCACAAGAGAAACUUCAUCCGGUGUGUGCACAAAGAACUGAAGAGUCUCCUCAACCAUCUUGUCUUCAUUUAGCAGAAGUUUGCAAAGAAAAUAAAGAAUGUAGAUCGAAGUUGGAGUAUUACGAGCAAUCUUGUGCUGUUGACGCCGUGACGAAAAAAUGUGCCGGAUCGCCGAUUGAAUGUCGAACGGCUAUUUUGGGAAUUUUAGGUACGGAUCUAAGGACGACUUGUGCCUGCAAAGGUACGGACAUGACACAAUUGUACGAAUGUCUCGGUUGGCAGAGACUCCUCUGGGUCAAUCCAUGUGUAGUUGAAUCGCAGAAAAACUUUCACAUGGCUAAGAAUUUGGAGCAGGCUUUUGUACCAACUAGUACUACGAGUACAAGUACCAUUACGACGACCACCACUGCCACGACUACAACGACCAAACCCACGACAAGGCGAACCAAACCUCCGACUACGACUACCACAAUGCCACCAAAAUCUUGCGUUGUUCAGAGACCACAGUUUCCCAAUCAUUAUAUACCAGAAGGAACUUUCAAAAGGAUUUACCACGAAGAUGAAUUUGAAUGUUCAGACGUGUGUGAAUGUGAAAUUGGCGAGAAACUGACUUGUAGAACCAUUUGCAUAGACAGGAUGCCCUGCAAGACUGAAUUUGCGUACUACAAUCAUGCGGCUCCGGCGUUUCAAGCUUUCCGGGGAAGGUGUCUAUGCUAUUCCGGAAGAUUCAUCUGCAUGAAACCCAUGCCGAACGAUUACUCAUUACCUCAGGGUGUUUUCCUCUUUUUGGGAUACAGCGAAGUGGAUGAGAAGGAGCUCAACAAGAAUCACACGGUAAUUGUUGUACAAGAUAUUGUUAGAGUUUUACAAAAUAUUAUUGAAGAGGAGGCCGUUAAUGGGACACUUUGUACUUUGGAGUUCUUUAAUGCAACUAAAGAAAACGUCAUUCUUUCUGGAAAACUCUCCGAAGACAUCGAUUAUAGUAAAUUGUCUCCACCAGAAAUUCUUGCUAAGGAGAAGGAGGAAUGCGUGGAUCUUUUAGAAACGGUUAGCGAGAAGAUCAAUUCCAAAAACAGAGAUUUCGUUUCGCAUCUGUUACUAUCAAUAUUCAAAAUGGCGGAAGUGGAAAUAAUCCCAAUCGAAACGAAAUCAUCUUCAGCGAUAUAUUUUUUUACACCACAUAUAUUGAUAUUAUCUGUACUACUAACUAAAAUAUUCCAAUAUAUACAAUCAACGCCAUCGUGACAUUAAGACUGAAAAUGUUAAAAUAAUUAUAUGUAUACAUAUCAUUAUAAAUAUGCGGAUAAAUUAAUGUCAGAUGUAUUUUAAUGAACAGCGUGAAAGCGGUCGAUAGUAGCCUAGGUCAAUGAAAAUUAUACAAAUGUCAGUAUAAACUGAAUGUUUGUUAAAGAUAUAAGUAGAUGGUCGGAAUUUGAGUCGACUAAAGAAAAAAUUCAAUAAAAGGCAAAUUUAUGUAUACUUUAGAACAUUUUUUUUAGAAACUAAAUACUUAUUCACUUGACUAUCAUUAAAGAUAAAGCAGAAUCGCUCUCAGAAAAUGAAAGCCAUUGGUAUAAUGGAAUAUACUAAAUUAUUAGAGAUCAAAAACUUCUAUGUCAGUAUAAAAUCCCACUUAAUCGCGUAAAUUUUCAUAUAAACAAUCAACUUUAAGGUCUGGCUAUUAAAUAACGAGACUGGUUACAGAAAAAGAUUUCAUUAUAAAAAUUAUUCUAUAUUCGAAUGCUCCCCUUCCACUCGCCACACACCUUUCCAUUCGGUUUCUCCAUUGAUCGAAGCAGUACUGGAAGUCUUCUUGGGUGAGUGCCUUUAGGAGCCCUGCUGUUUUUUCCUUUACAGCUUCCAUCGACUCAAAUUGGGUCCCUUUCAAAGCAAGUUUUAUCUUCGGAAACAAAUAAAAA
This is a messenger RNA of Diorhabda sublineata, 3109 nucleotides long. RefSeq lists its product as uncharacterized. Gene Ontology annotation, biological process: nervous system development. Gene Ontology annotation, molecular function: signaling receptor activity. Gene Ontology annotation, cellular component: external side of plasma membrane; signaling receptor complex. The transcript is spliced from 16 exons. Bases 258 to 2435 code for a protein of 725 amino acids. The record is from RefSeq and is a predicted model, not a curated record. NCBI's taxonomy places the organism in Eukaryota, Metazoa, Arthropoda, Insecta, Coleoptera, Chrysomelidae.